Messenger RNA from Dermacentor andersoni, 3804 nucleotides. RefSeq names its product piwi-like protein 1. Gene Ontology annotation, molecular function: protein binding; RNA binding. The record is from RefSeq and is a predicted model, not a curated record. NCBI's taxonomy places the organism in Eukaryota, Metazoa, Arthropoda, Arachnida, Ixodida, Ixodidae.
GGUAGCCGCGCGUCGCGCUGCUACUAAACAGCAUUGCACGCUUGUUGACUGCGGCACGUGCCGGUGGGCGCGUAUCUCGAACGCUUCAGUGAUUAAAGCGCAGAAUAUCAGCUGUGCGGCAUCACUGCUGGAAAAGACAGACUGUCGUAAAGACAGCCUCAGCGUGAAUUACCAUGGCCUCCAAUGAGGAUGAGCCCUUUGUUGGCUGUGGUCGUGGUGGCCGUGGAGCACUUCUCUUGGCUGCCUUGCAGAAGCAAUCCAGGCGCCCUGGAUCUGAUGGUGCCACAGAAGCGGCUCCCCAGGCUGAUAGCCCUGAUUCAGGCCGUGGAAGCGGUGCAUCAUCAUCGAGCCCAGAUUCAGGUAGAUCAAGUGGCAUAUCACUGUCACCCACACUCGAUACGCCUGGUGUGUCUCCUGUGCCGGUGAUGGGCCGUGGUGCCAUACUUGGGAGCAUGAUGGCGCGCCAGCUGACUCCAAGCCCUUCAGAGCAAGCAGGAGCCAGAGCAGGGGCGCAUCCGAUGGCUGGCAGAGGUGCAGCACUUGGUCGCAGUGUUAUGCACACACCACUUGGGAGGGGCAUGGCAGCAGCUCUGUUGCCGCCAGGCGUGCAACAGAUGCCAGCUGCUACAGCGCAGCAACCACAAGUGGUCCCGCCACAAGCUGUGCCACCACAAGCUCGAGCUGCACCACCUCAAGCUCGAGCUACACCAUCUGUUGAGCCUCUGGUGGCUGAAAUGGCAGAACUGUGUGUCAAGCAGUUCAGGGGAAGUGCUGGCAAGCCUGUCCCUCUGGAGGUGAACUAUGUUCGUCUUAACACCAAGCAAGGGAUGGGUGUGUAUGAGUACCACACUGACUAUGUGCCUGUCAUCGACUCUAAGCGCACGCGGUGCCAGCUUCUUAGCAGUGACCCAGUGCUGGCAGUUAUUGGACGGACCCGCGUCUUUGAUGGUAUGAAGCUCUACCUUCCACACCAGCUGCAACAGCAGGUAACAAGCAUACCAACAGUACUGGCCUCAGAUGGCACUCCUGUGACAGUGAACAUCAAGUUUGUAAAGAAGACACCACCAUCACAGUGCCUGCACCUGUACAAUGUGCUUUUCAAAAAGGUGAUGCACUGCCUGCAGCUGACUCAGAUUGGCCGUAACUACUUUGACCGCAAGGGCGCUGUUGUGGUGCCUCAGCAUAAGCUGGAGGUGUGGCCUGGCUAUGUACAAUCAGUGGCUGAAUAUGAAGGAGGGCUCAUGCUAAACUGCGAUGUGUCCUUUCGUGUCCUGCGUACGAUCACUGCUCGUGAAGUGCUGUUUGAUGUGUACAAUGCGUACCCAACAGACUACAAAGCCAGGGCUGUGCAUGCAAUUGUGGGCGCAAUUGUGAUGACACGGUACAAUUACCGCACAUACCGAGUGGACGACAUUGCCUGGGACCUCAAGCCAACCUCUACUUUCACAUUCCAUUCCGGAGAGGUCAUAAGCUACAUUGACUACUACAAGCGUAUCUACAACAUUGAGGUUCAGGACUUUGAUCAGCCACUGCUUUUGCACAGGGACAAGCCAAGGAAGAAUGCACCGGAGUCUGAGGAGCCACGGUUGGUGUGCCUGGUGCCUGAACUCUGCACACUGACGGGCCUGACAGAUGAGAUGCGUGCCGAUUUCCGGAUUAUGAAGGACAUAGCAGGCCACACAAGAGUGAACCCAAAUCAGCGGCAAUACUCCCUGACCCAGUAUGUGAAGAGAGUGCAUGAUUGCCCGGAUGCUAUGAAGGUGCUUGGCGACUGGGGCGUCACGCUGCAGUCCUGUGCCUUGAAUCUUGAAGGCCGCAUCCUGCCAGAGGAGAAAGUUAUGAUGAAAACCAAGACUCACUAUCAUAAUGGCACAGCAGACUGGGGCCGUCUUCUCUCACAAGACUCUGUGAUCAAACCUGUGCAUCUUGAAAACUGGGUCGUGAUCUUCGUAAGGCGUGACGGCGAGCGUACACGGGGAUUCACACAAAUGAUGUCCAAGGUGUGCCCCUCUAUGGGCAUUAGUGUGCGGCCACCACAGUUUCGUGAACUGCCCAAUGACAGCACUGAUUCAUAUGUUCGUGCCAUCAAGGACGUGCUCAGCAAGAUGGUGCAGAUCAUUGUGAUCAUCUUUCCCACAUCACGAGAUGACCGAUACAGUGCAGUGAAACGGUUGUGCUGUGUGGACAUGCCUGUGCCAUCACAAGUCAUCAUUUCUAACACUAUUGGACAGCAGCAAAAGCUGCGUAGUGUCACACAAAAAGUUGCCCUGCAGAUCAACUGCAAGCUUGGCGGAGAGCUCUGGGCAGUGGACAUUCCCAUGCAAAAUGUGAUGGUGGUAGGUGUGGACGUGUACCAUGACCUCACUCGUGGCAGGCAGUCUGUGCUGGGUUUUGUGGCCAGCAUGAACCACAACAUGACACGCUGGUUCUCCAAGUGUGCCUUUCAGGAGCCUGGCAAAGAGCUCGUCAACUGCCUCAAAGUGGCUUUCCUUGAGGCUCUGGUGAAGUUCUACGAGGUGAACCACCGUCGUCCAGAUCGCAUCUUCAUCUUUCGUGAUGGUGUGGGUGAUGGGCAGCUGAACUAUGUGAGCGAGUACGAGAUUGAGCAACUGAUAAGUGCUUUCAGCUGCGUGAGCCCAGACUACAAUCCAUCUGUUGCUGUAGUGGUUGUCCAGAAGCGCAUCAACACCCGCAUCUUUGCCAAGCUGAACGCGAAAGAAUUGGACAACCCAACACCUGGGACAAUCGUGGACCAUACAGUUACACGGACAGAGUGGUGCGACUUCUUCUUGGUGUCUCAGAAGGUACGGCAGGGAACAGUGGCACCUACACACUACAUAGUUUUACGGAACACUACUGGAUUGUCGCCUGACCAGAUGCAGCGGCUCACUUACAAGCUCACACACUUGUACUACAACUGGCCUGGUUGUGUCCGUGUGCCUGCUCCUUGCCAGUAUGCUCACAAGUUGGCCAACCUGGUUGGUGAUAACAUCCAUAAGGAACCAAGCCCUCUGCUCUGCGACCGCCUCUUCUACUUGUGAAGGCCACAGUUUCAUGCGAAAAUUCCCAAGAGACCCGAGAGUACCCCCCUGUGCUCAGUACAUUACUGCCAUGUUUUUCAGCUUUUGUGUUUUGUUCUGCAAGUACUUUCAUUACAUUUUCCCCAUGUAAGGCAAUCAUUUAGAAGAAAUGUUGCUAUCACAUCUUUUUUCUCCUCUGGUUAAUUUGCCUUUAAUAAAGGCAGCUUCCUAGUUUAGCAUCCUUUUUUCCAUUGUUCACAGCCCUCGAAGGUAUUUUAUUCUAUGUGCACGAGAAAGCAUGAAAAAAUUCAGCUGUAUUUGGGUUGUUUUAUGAAGCACCAGUGUUGUAGAGUUUUCUUUUACUGUUCAGCUUUUAAUACAUACCUUGAUUGGCAGUAAUUUACUCAUGCAAAUUCCAUCCAAUCUCAUAUCCAUUUUGUGGCAAAAGUGCCUUACUAGUCACAAUUGUAUUUAUGUUUCAUGGUGUUCAUUGAUUUAAUUGUUAUGAAAUGGGGUGCUUGCGAGGGAAUGUGCAAAAGUCAAAUGCAGAAAAGGUGUUUGUUACUAUUUGAAAAACGCAGUUGACUGAAACAAUUGGGAACCAUUUACUUCUGAUAGGUUUGCUUCAGAGAAGCACUGUGCACUAUGUGAAAUUAUUUGCUGUCAGUAAUGUGGACAUUUUCAAAAAACGAGUGGAUCUCUGCAUUACAAACUUUGCCCUACAAGUCGCAAGUCAGCUUGUACAUAAUUGGCUUGGUGCAAAUAAAUCUGUUCACUGUUUCUA